AUGGAUUAUCUCAUAAGCAAAUUCCUCGACGAAAUCCUCGAGAACAUAAUCUCGCAUUUGUCGAUAAAAGACGCAGCAGCAACGAGCAUCCUCUCGCACAGGUGGAGACACUUAUGGAAAUACAUUGAUUAUCCUAUUCUCGACAUCGACCUUUCAGCUUUAAUCUCCAUCUCCACAUACGAAAAUCUAUCUUCACAACCUGUAAGAAGCGAAAUACUGAGUUUACUGUCGACCAUCUUGGAUCAACAUCAAGGCUCAACCAUACCCGAACUCAGAAUUCGUUUUCCUUAUUGCUAUUCCAGCUUCAGGGGUGAAGUCGAUGCACGCCCGUUAGUUUGUUGGAUUAAGGCAGCCGUUAACAAGAAAGUUAAAAAUCUUUUUCUACAGUUCAACACAUUGGGUGGUAAUACUAUUACCAAUGCUCGGGUAUUCCGAACACUUCCUUCCAGUUUUAGUUCUCUCGUAUCUCUUCGCCUUGUAGCUUUACAUUCUUUAUAUUCUCAAACAUUGAUCAACUAUUUUUUAUUGAAUUCUCCGCUUUUAGAGGUGUUAUUCAUUCAAAGGUGCUCCGGCUUGACAAACUUGAAAAUCUACUGUCUGAACCUAAAACAUCUUACUUUGAGUGAUAUCUCUAUUGAACGUCUUGAAAUAUCCGCACCAAAUCUCGAAUCUUUCAAGUUUCAACACGAGUCUGAGCCGACUCUUCUGUUUAAAAAUGUUUCGUCUCUCAAGCAUAUGUCUUUGGAGGGAUUCGACUCUUACAGGCUUGUAGUAAGUAGUAAUCGAAACCCUAUUUUUGCUAACUCAACUCGACUCGCUUGCAUUGACAAAACUACGCCAGGCGGAUAUAGCUUCUAG
This is a messenger RNA of Mercurialis annua (annual mercury), 858 nucleotides long. RefSeq names its product F-box/FBD/LRR-repeat protein At5g53840-like. Gene Ontology annotation, molecular function: protein binding. Lineage: Eukaryota; Viridiplantae; Streptophyta; Magnoliopsida; Malpighiales; Euphorbiaceae. The transcript has a single exon. Bases 1 to 858 code for a protein of 285 amino acids. The record is from RefSeq and is a predicted model, not a curated record.